AUGUCAAAUUUUACUCUCAUCUCAACAUGGCUUUCUGGCAUCGUUCUGUGUGGUAUCAACUUGGUCAUUGACCUUUUCCACGCUCUUUGUAUUGUUGAUCUUCAGUCCGACGAGUUGAGUCCCGUUGAUUUUUGUUCUCGUGUUAAUCCCGUCCUUUUUCCCGAGUUUUUAAUCCACAUUGUCUUGACAUUUUUAUUCAUUCCGCAUAUGAAUUGGCUAGAGUUAUUUAUUACCGUGCCUGUGUUAGUGUAUGACGUGAUAUCGUUUCUUAAACACGACCACUUCUACCAACCAAUCACGGUAUUCAACAAUAUCAGAAUGAAGGAGAAAAUCAGUUAUUCCAAACUUGCAUACUAUUUGGCGUUUAUCUUCAUCCUUCUUGCUCGGCUUUUAUACUUUGUGAUUGUGACGUACUCCACCUCCAAAGUCUCCAAACGCCAUUGA
Molecule: messenger RNA, 444 nt
Organism: Entamoeba invadens IP1
Lineage: Eukaryota; Evosea; Mastigamoebida; Endamoebidae
Product: protein cornichon, putative
Exons: 2
Coding region: 1-444 (147 amino acids)
Biological process (GO): endoplasmic reticulum to Golgi vesicle-mediated transport
Cellular component (GO): endoplasmic reticulum membrane; COPII-coated ER to Golgi transport vesicle
Source: RefSeq, a predicted model, not a curated record